This is a messenger RNA of Leptosomus discolor (cuckoo roller), 1467 nucleotides long. It is a transcript of the gene LPL, whose product is annotated as lipoprotein lipase. Gene Ontology annotation, molecular function: lipoprotein lipase activity; apolipoprotein binding. Gene Ontology annotation, biological process: lipid catabolic process; very-low-density lipoprotein particle remodeling. The record is from RefSeq and is a predicted model, not a curated record. NCBI's taxonomy places the organism in Eukaryota, Metazoa, Chordata, Aves, Leptosomiformes, Leptosomidae.
AUGGGGAGGAAGGUGCUCCUGGCCGUUGUCUGCCUCUGCCUGCGCUGGGUGGCUGCCCUCGCCGAUGAUCCUAAUGCUGAAGCUGAGACCAAUUUUGAGGGAAUUGAGAGCAAGUUUUCCUUACGGACACCUGCAGAGCCCGAUGAGGAUGUCUGCUACCUGGUUCCUGGGCAGGUGGACAGCCUGGCACAGUGCAAUUUCAACCAUACCAGUAAAACCUUUGUGGUGAUCCAUGGGUGGACGGUGACAGGAAUGUAUGAAAGUUGGGUCCCGAAGCUGGUGGAUGCUCUGUACAAGAGGGAACCUGAUUCUAACGUCAUUGUGGUGGACUGGCUAACUCGAGCUCAGCAGCACUACCCAGUGUCUGCUGCAUACACUAAGCUGGUGGGAAAGGAUGUUGCUAUGUUCAUUGACUGGAUGGAGGAGCAAUUCAAUUAUCCUCUCAACAAUGUCCACUUGCUGGGGUACAGUCUAGGUGCUCAUGCUGCUGGGAUCGCUGGGAGCCUGACUAAGAAGAAGGUGAACAGAAUUACUGGGCUGGAUCCAGCUGGUCCUACCUUUGAGUAUGCCGAUGCCCUCACCCGCCUCUCCCCUGAUGAUGCUGACUUUGUGGAUGUCCUACACACCUACACUCGAGGCUCUCCAGACCGCAGUAUUGGCAUCCAGAAGCCUGUUGGACACAUUGAUAUUUAUCCUAAUGGUGGAGGCUUCCAGCCAGGUUGCAACUUGGGAGAAGCACUCCGUCUGAUUGCUGAAAAAGGCUUUACAGAUGUGGAUCAGCUGGUGAAAUGCUCCCAUGAACGAUCCAUCCACCUCUUCAUUGACUCCCUGCUCUAUGAAGAAAAGCCCAGCAUGGCCUACCGCUGCAACACAAAGGAGGCUUUUGAGAAGGGUCUCUGUCUGAGCUGCAGGAAGAACCGCUGCAACAAUUUGGGUUAUAAAGUCAAUAGAGUGAGAACGAAGAGAAACACUAAAAUGUACUUGAAAACCCGUGCUCAGAUGCCCUAUAAAGUCUUUCAUUACCAGGUCAAGAUCCAUUUCUUUGGAAAGACUAAUACAACCAAGACAAACCAGCCAUUCCUGAUAUCUCUCUAUGGCACUCUAGAUGAGAGUAAGAACAUUGCUUUCACACUGCCUGAAGUCUCCUCAAACAAGACCUUCUCCUUCUUGAUUUACACAGAAGUGGAGAUUGGUGACCUCCUUAUGUUGAAGCUGCAGUGGGAGAAAGACACCUUCUUCAGCUGGUCAGACUGGUGGACUCCUUUUACAUUUGACAUCCAGAGAGUCAGAGUGAAGUCAGGAGAAACUCAGAAGAAGGUGGUGUUCUGUUCUAAAGAUGGCACCUCACGUCUCAGUAAGGGAGAAGAGGCGGCGAUAUUCGUGAAAUGCUUGGAGCAGCCUGUCAACAGGAAGAGAGGAGGUGCCAAGAAAGCCUCUAAAGAAAAUUCUGCUCAUGAAUCUGCAUAA